Molecule: messenger RNA, 1144 nt
Organism: Musca vetustissima
Lineage: Eukaryota; Metazoa; Arthropoda; Insecta; Diptera; Muscidae
Product: procathepsin L
Exons: 3
Coding region: 2-1138 (378 amino acids)
Cellular component (GO): lysosome
Molecular function (GO): cysteine-type endopeptidase activity
Source: RefSeq, a predicted model, not a curated record
AAUGAAAUUGAUUUUCUUCAUCUUGCCAUUGUGCUUUGCCUUGGCCUAUGGCCAAUUUGGCGGUUUGGGAGGCCUUGGAGGCGGUGCUGGUAGUUUUGGCAGCGGUGCCUUCAACAGAGGCAGCGGAGCUUUCAGUAAUGCCAUUAAUCGGGGAGUGAGUUCAAUUGGAUCGGCCCUUAAAAAUGUACCCAUACUGAAUAAUGUCAAGGAUUUUGCCGAUUUUGCUAAACAAACUGGCCGCACCUAUGCCACGGCUGCUGAGAAAGCCUUGCAUGAGGAAAUCUUCAAGAGUCGUAAAAGCUUUGUGGAUGCCAACAAUAAGUUGUUUGCUGCCGGUAAAUCAACCUUCGAGACGGGUAUUAAUGCCUUUUCGGAUUUUACCCCCACUGAGUUCCUGAAGAAGCUUACCGGUAAUCGCAAAUCCGCCAAGGGAGAAGCCGCCGCCAGCAGACAUCGCCAACGUGCCGAACCCCCAGCCGCUAGCAAACUUCCCGAUUCCUUUGACUGGCGUGAAAAGGGUGGCGUCACCCCCGUCAAAUUCCAGGGUGAAUGUGGUUCCUGUUGGUCUUUCGCCACCACCGGUGCCAUUGAGGGUCAUUACUUCCGCAAAACCGGCAAGCUGAUCAAUCUCUCCGAACAAAAUCUCAUCGAUUGUGGCAAAGAGGAUAUGGGUUUAGCCGGUUGUGAUGGUGGCUUCCAAGAAUAUGCCUUCGAAUUUAUUACCAAUCAAAAGGGUGUAGCCAAAUCGGAUGGCUAUCCCUAUUUGGAUAAGAAGGAUACCUGCAAAUAUAAACCAAAUCUGAAGGGUGCCGAAAUUAAUGGUUUUGCCAAAAUCGAUGAAAAAGAUGAAGAAACAAUGAAAAAGGUCAUUGCCACAUUGGGUCCAGUGGCCUGUUCCGUCAAUGGUUUGGAAUCUUUGUUGCUGUACAAACGUGGUAUUUACUCGGAUGAGGAGUGUAACAAGGGUGAGGUGAAUCAUUCGGUGCUUGUUGUUGGUUAUGGCAGUGAAAAUGGCCAGGAUUAUUGGAUCGUGAAGAACAGCUGGGAUAAGGCCUGGGGUGAGGAGGGCUAUUUCCGUUUACCACGUGGCAAGAAUUUCUGUGGCAUUGCCACCGAAUGCAGUUAUCCAAUUGUUUAAAUGGGA